AUGGCUCGCACCCGCAAGGCGUACCGCGACGCUCCACUCGCGCGAGACGAUGACGACGAGUCGGCCGACUCGAGCUCGAGCUUCGACGACGGCGACGAGGAGAGGGCGGUUGGCGGGCGCGGGUUGGCGAGCAGGCGGGCGACGCAGCCGAGGAGCGAGAAGGGCACGAAGCGCUGGACGAUGCGGUCCCAAGGCAAAGGGUACAAGUCGACCGAGGUCCACACCGACACCGAGUCGCCUCCUCCCUCGGACGACGAUCCCGACGGCAAAGCUUACGCCGACGGCGGCCGCGGCGCGCAAGAUCCGGCCGGGUCGGACCUGUCGAACAACUCGGGCGACGACCGGCGCAGGAAGAAGAAGCAGCGUGGUGGGGCGGCGAGUGCGGCGGCGCAGGCCGAGCAGGAGGCGCAGGACGCACAACGGCGCAAGACCAAGAGGCUUUACUGGGUCGCAGGCGCCGUCGCCAUCGUCGUCGUCCUUCUCGUCGCCGGCCUCAUCUACUGGUGGUCGCACCGCGACUCGAGCGACAGCGACAGCUCGUCUUCGUCGUCGUCGUCCUCGUCGAGCAGCGCAACCUCGUCCGCCGCCUCGUCGCCGACGCGCGCACUCGCCGGCACUAGCGCCGCCGCGACAACUUCUGCAUCAUCCGCCGUCGAGCCGGUUGUUAGCUCGCCAACGCCGACCUCGGCCGCCACGGCCGCGAGCCUGUCGCACGCCGCCACCUCGGCCAAGCCGAGCUUGACGUCGAGCCCGAGCAGUACGGCGAGCGCGCUCGAACCGGGAACGACCUACGCGGCGCAGAUUCAGUGGUUCUACGCGACCGAAGCCGUGACCGAGUGCGGCACCGAGCCGACCGACGGCGACUACGUCGUCAAGGUCAGCCCCGAAAUCUACGGUUCGACGAGCGGCACAACGUCCGUGUGCGGCACCUGGAUCACGCUGUACCAGCUCGAGAAGGACGCCUACACGCGUGCAACGAUCGAAGGCGUCUGCCCCGAGUGCACGGGCCACAACCUGAUCCUGAGCCAGGCGACGUUCAACGCGCUCACGCAGGACAUGAAGCUCGGCACGACGCUCGCCCAGUUCUGGCUCACCGACGACGCGCACAAGCCCAAGGCGUCGCUGUCGUCGGCUGCUGCGGGUGCGGGCGCGACGGGACGAGCGAGCGCGAGUGCGGGCGGCGGCGUGGGCGUCGAGGACGCCGAGGGAGGGCGGUUCACGACCCUGCCGGUCGAGACGGACCGAGCGGUCGCCGCCAACGGCGCGGCGUCGAUGGGCGUCUGA
Messenger RNA from Rhodotorula graminis WP1, 1284 nucleotides. RefSeq lists its product as uncharacterized. The record is from RefSeq and is a predicted model, not a curated record. The transcript has 6 exons. Bases 1 to 1284 code for a protein of 427 amino acids. Lineage: Eukaryota; Fungi; Basidiomycota; Microbotryomycetes; Sporidiobolales; Sporidiobolaceae.